Juglans microcarpa x Juglans regia is the source of this 1301-nucleotide messenger RNA. RefSeq lists its product as uncharacterized. Gene Ontology annotation, molecular function: nucleotide binding. The record is from RefSeq and is a predicted model, not a curated record. The transcript has 2 exons. NCBI's taxonomy places the organism in Eukaryota, Viridiplantae, Streptophyta, Magnoliopsida, Fagales, Juglandaceae. Bases 83 to 1165 code for a protein of 360 amino acids.
UAAAAAAUAAAUGAAAUAAAACAAUAUCAAUAUCAUUGUCCUAGCUGCCCACAGAGCUCUGGUUCAGCUCUCCCCUCUACAGAUGGCUGAAACGCAGGUUCGAUUCGGAAUACUAGGCUGCGCCGAUAUAGCCCGCAAGGUCUCUCGGGCCAUAGCACUCGCUCCAAACGCCACAGUAGCCGCCAUCGGUAGCCGUUCUCUCGACAAGGCCAAGGCCUUCGCGUCCGCCAACAACUUGCCCACCGACGCCAAGAUCUACGGCUCCUACGAGGCCGUCCUUGACGACCCGGACGUCGACGCCGUAUACGUCCCCUUGCCCACCAGCCUGCACGCCCGUUGGGCCGUCCUCGCUGCCCAGAAGAAGAAGCACUUGCUGCUCGAGAAGCCCGUCGCCCUUAACGCUGCCGAGUUCGAUACCAUCAUCGAGGCUUGCGAAUCUAAUGGGGUGCAGUUCAUGGAUGGCACCAUGUGGAUGCACCACCCCCGGACCGCCAAGAUGAGGGAGUUCCUCUCCGAUAAAGAGCGUUUUGGGCAGCUCAAAUCGAUACACAGCUGCUUUACAUUCGCCGUCAAUUCUGAAUUUCUUAAGAAAGACAUUCGUGUCAGGCCAGAUCUUGACGCUCAUGGUGCUCUUGGAGAUGUUGGCUGGUAUGCCAUCAGGUCAAUCCUGUGGGCUGCUGACUAUGAGUUGCCAAAAACAGUAACAGCCUUGCGCGGGCCUGUAUUUAAUGAAGCAGGGGUGAUUCUGUCUUGUGGUGGUUCUCUAUAUUGGGAAGAUGGGCAAGUAGCAACCUUUUAUUGCUCUUUCUUGUCAAAUAUGACUAUGGAUAUAACCGCUAUUGGGACAAAGGGUACUUUACAUCUUCAUGAUUUUGUUAUCCCUUUUCAAGAGCACGAAGCCUCUUUUUCUGCUGGGACAGAGUUAGGAUUCAAUGAGCUCGUGACAGCAUGGGUACCACAGCCAAGUAAGCACACUAUCACCACACAUCUUCCUCAGGAGGUUCUGAUGGUGAGGGAAUUUGCCAGUUUGGUAGAGGCCAUUAAAGUGAGAGGUUCGAGACCUGAGAAGAAGUGGCCAACCAUCAGUAGGAAGACACAACUGGUACUGGAUGCAGUCAAGGCAUCGAUUGAGAGAGGUUUUGAGCCUGUUGAGCUCGGGAGUUGAGCGAAAUGUCUUUGCACUGUGUGGUUUCUGUUUGAGCAGGACGGCUGUUUCUGUAAAUUGCUCGUGUAAUAAUGCUAUUGUCAUUGUGCUGUGUCUACUUGACGUCUAUAUUUCUUUAUCUUCUGGUUUAUGCUUA